AUGGAACGGUAGCCGAGUUAGGACAAACUAGCCUCUCCGGAUAAUGUACUAACUUGUCUGCAAACGGGUGAACUGGUCCGCGCUUUGUUCUUCAGAGACAGACGUUCUCAAAACGCCUUUCCCUGUUUUAAUAUGAUACUCUGAUUUUGUUUUAAAGUAUAUGGUUAAAACAUCUUGAGAUAUUUUCUCAGAUUCUUAGUCUUUGCGCACACAGCUUUGGUCAGACUACUUAUCUUUGUGCUAGCGGUUUUUUUUUGCUUUUGUUCCCCACUAUUAUUGGGUUUCUUCCCCCACCGAUCAGAUUUUUAUUUGACCAAGAUAGGCGGCUCGGGUACCAAGAUGUCGAACCGAAUGGUGUGCAGAGAAGCAAGUCACGCCGGCAGCUGGUACACCGCCUCAGGAUCUCAGCUGAAUGCACAGCUGGAGGGCUGGUUAUCCCAAGCAGAUUCUACAGUAGGACCUGCCAGAGCCAUUAUAGCACCACAUGCUGGUUAUACCUAUUGUGGUGCUUGUGCAGCCCAUGCCUACAAGCAGGUGGACCCCUCUAUUACCCGACGGGUGUUCAUCCUUGGGCCCUCGCACCAUGUGCCCCUCUCUCGAUGUGCUCUCUCGACUGCUGAAGUCUACAGAACGCCACUGUACGACCUGAGGAUUGACCAGAAAGUUUAUGCUGAUCUAUGGAAAACGGGAAUGUUUGAGAGAAUGACUUUGCAAACAGAUGAGGAUGAGCACAGCAUUGAGAUGCACCUGCCUUACACUGCCAAAGCCAUGGAAAGCUAUAAAGACGAAUUCAGCAUUGUUCCAGUGCUAGUGGGAGCUCUAAGUGAAUCUAAAGAACAGGAGUACGGCAAGUUGCUUAGCAAAUACCUGGCCGAUCCUUCCAAUCUCUUUAUCAUUUCAUCAGACUUCUGCCACUGGGGUCAACGCUUCCGCUAUACGUACUAUGAUGAAAAUCAAGGCGAGAUAUAUAGAUCUAUUGAACAUCUCGACAAGAUGGGUAUGGGAAUUAUAGAACAGCUGGACCCUGUCUCCUUUAGUAACUACUUGAAGAAAUAUCAUAAUACUAUUUGUGGUCGUCACCCCAUUGGUGUUCUAUUAAAUGCUGUGGCAGAGCUGAAGAAGAAUGGGCUAGACAUGAACUUUUCUUUUCUCAACUAUGCUCAGUCCAGUCAGUGCAGAAACUGGUCUGACAGCUCAGUGAGUUAUGCUGCUGGAGCGCUCGUCUUUCAUUGAGAUGAAUUCACCCAGAAGGCCCUUUCAUGGCUCCUUUGAUGUCCUGGAACCUCCCCACUAUUCUAGACACCCCCCCCUUACCUCUCAAUCUCAGCCCCUUGCCUUUUCUAGAGGAAGGACCUUAUACUUAUUGAGAUGAGUUAGUUACUAACCCCACCUUCCACUCUCGCAUUCCCUCUCUUUAUACUCACUGUCUCACAAGUGAGACCUCUUGGUUGAUGCUGUAGUGUGAAGUUCAGUUGCAGUGUGUGCUGCUGCAGAGUGGAAAUGUUUUUGGUUUUUCUUUUGGGAUGGCCCACAGUUUUGUGUAGGGUGGAGAAAUCUGCUUUUGGCCCUACAAGGACUUCAGGUGUCCGUUGAUCUCUUGUGUAACCUUUUUAGCAAGAAAUUGAUUCAGUUCAAGUAAAAAAGUAUGUCCAUAUUUACAUUGCACUCUUUGCAGAUCUGUGCACAUGUAACCUACCUUAAACAAGACAUAUAUCUAUACUAGCGGUACAGAAAUGAAGAGGAAACAAAAUGUGACAGACUGAUACUUGCCAAGUCUGUGUAUGCCCUGAGAAUAGCAGUGAUGGGUAGCUACUGCCAUCAUUGUUCAUAUACCUGUUUGUUUUCAACCAAGGGCUACGCAAUAUUAAGUCCUCUAACCCUCCGCUGUACAAUAUAAACCAAAAAAUCCUGGUUUUAUUUAUUUUUUAAUUUUUACUUUCUUCCAAGUUUUUUUUCUCUCUCUUACGUUUCCCUUUCUAAUAUUUAGUCACUUUUGUUAUUUACAAGCAGAUUGAUUUCCCAGCACCUUUUUUGCUGGUCAAAACAAUGUCCAAAUUUAUAAAGAAGCUCUGAGAGAGGGUUUUGCCCCAGUAUUGAAUUCAUUUUACUUUUUGAGGCCAUAGUAACUGAUUGUUGUUAUGCACAGAGGGGGGGGGGGGGGGAACUGUUUUUAGAUCAGUCUUUCUCUGCUUGCUGGGAGGCAAAGUUUUUCUAGUUUGCUGCAGUGACUUUAUGUUGGACUAGCUCUUGUGCUCCCUGUUAAUGAGGAAACCUUUCACAGGCAGGUUUCAGUAAUGGCACUUCUUGUCAGCUAGUAUUGCUCUUUUUUUGAUAAGGCCCCUUUCUCACACUUCCCAAUGAGCACAAUGCAGCAAGACACCUUAACCUCAAUGCAUCUGAGCACCAACUGAAGGAAAAAUGUCAACCCCAAGCAUUCAGCCUUCCCUAUUAAGGGUUGACUGCUUCAGACAUGAUCGUCGAAUGGAAACCAGUCAAUGCUGGUUAUACCCUGCAGAUGUGCCUUGGGUCUAUGUCGCAUCUUUUGUGUGGAGGCGUUCUUUUCUCCUGCCCCAUACUUUGUACCCAGUCAGUCCCAUUGUCUAACCCUGAGGUAAAAGGACCUGCCUCAGUCCAUCAUCAUGGAUAUUCACUGCAGAGCCCACUCUUUAAAGUUUCUGGAAGGAUCUGGCUGCCUCGCCAAUUUGUUGUCAGAGUCCGCACAAUAUUUAUUCUGAAGAAUAUUACUCUUUGCUGUGUACUGGUAGAUUAGUUACAAUUUUAUUUCAUUACCUUUUUAUUGUUACAGUUUAACACAGUUCACACAUUGUCAUAGCCUAUGUGGAGGAUUAACUGAAGCACUCCUGAGUGGAGUUAUUUUUGAAUCUCAGGUUACAUUGAAGCAUUAAAGAGUGCUUGCCAGAAAUGUUGAAAGAGUCAUGACUGAUGUUGCAAAAAAGAGGGAAAGGUAAAAUUACCUUUUUUUUUCUCUCUCUCUCUCUUUCAUUCGGUCUUGCCAUUGCUUCUUUUUCAGCCACUAAUUUGCAAUAAAUAUAAGUAUAAAGGGGA
Electrophorus electricus (electric eel) is the source of this 3066-nucleotide messenger RNA. It is a transcript of the gene memo1, whose product is annotated as mediator of cell motility 1. The record is from RefSeq and is a predicted model, not a curated record. Lineage: Eukaryota; Metazoa; Chordata; Actinopteri; Gymnotiformes; Gymnotidae.